UUCCCUUUACUCCAUUGGACUGAGCCGCUGUCAGUCGGUUUCCCUCACGCUGAACAACCUCCGCGUCUCCGGCUCUCUGUCUGCUGAGACCGCUGUCAUAUUGGCUGCUAGAAGCAGCAGCGACCACGGCAGAAAAGAAGACCCCCGCCAUGAUGAAGAACGAGGUUUCGCGGCACUUAAAGAAUAAUUUAGCUUUUUAAAUAAUUGUGAUUAGUAUUUAACCAAUAAUUUUUUUUAAAUAUUCGGGAUGAUACCAUCAAGUAUCCAAGUACCUUUAGUGCUUUCAUCCGACACCGUGGUCCGCAAGGGGGAUGUAUGCCUGACUUCUCUUAAUAGCCAUUUUUUGCAGACAAAGAGAGCUUUUGAAUAGGGCUUUCAAAAGGCACAAGGGUCCCAGGGGCUCCUAUUGAUGAAGAAAGUGUGCAACAUGUGGAGCAACCUGAAGAACAAAUGUCAGACACUCUUUCACAACAACAGUUCAGGACCCAGUGAAAGCAGGGUUGGGGCCGAUGCCGUCCACUGUGUGGUGGAUCUUGGCCAAGGUGGCAGCUCAGGUGAGGCUCAGGUAUCAGGAGCCUCCAGCCCAUCACGGAACCUCCUACCAGUGCCAAUAGUAACGGCAGGACGCCGCCAUCAUAACUGUGUGUCAGACAUCCCUCAGAUAGUAGAGAUUACUAUCGACAAGGACACUGAGGAUGUGCGGGGGGGAUCAGGGGUUGUUCCCCUGGCCCGGAGAGACUCCUAUUCCCGUCAUGCUCCAUGGGGGGGCAAGAAAAAACACUCAUGUUCCACGAAAACCCAGAGCUCUCUGGAGGCAGAUAGGCGGUCUGGGCGCUUACGGGGGAGUGGGAACCGUAGGGACAGACGUUAUGGAGUUUGUUCCAUCCAGGAGAUGAGCGACUCUGUAUCUGGAGGACGCAGUCUGAAUGCUCGGUCUUUGCGCCAGCGGCUCAGUGAUACAGUAGGGCUGUGCUUACCCCUGCCCGCUCGCAGACGCUCCCGCUCAUCGAAGAACCCUGUAACCUCCAAACGUAAGAUUCAUCUGACUGAGCUCAUGCUGGAGACCUGCCCCUUCCCACCAGGCUCAGACCUUGCUCACAAGUGGCACUUGAUCAAGCAACACACAGCACCGGUCAGCCCGCAUUCCUCUACUGCCCUUCUGGAUGCCUUUGACCCAGCCCACCCCUCUCCUGAAGAUGAGGAGGAACGUCUACGUGAGCGCCGAAGACUUAGCAUCGAGGAAGGUGUGGACCCACCACCUAAUGCACAGAUCCACACCCUGGAGGCCUCAGUGCCAGGCUCCUCUCUCUACAAACUGGGACCAAAGAUGGCUCCUGGCAUGGGAGAGGCCUCUGGGGAAGGCCGAGCCUCAGCGACUGGCAGCUCAGUGGGUGUUGGAUCAUCAGGGGCCUGUGGGCAGGUGUUGGGGGCAGCAGCGUCAGCCCAGGACUGUGACUCUGAGGAGGAUUCGACCACCCUCUGUCUGCAGGCCAGGAGGCCCAAGCAGAGGCAUGCCUCUGGGGAAGGCCACCUAAGCCGGCAGCAACCUGGGCCCUGGAAGGUUCAUACCCAGAUAGACUAUAUUCACUGCCUGGUGCCGGACCUAUUGCAAAUUACAGCUCUGCCCUGCUACUGGGGCGUGAUGGACCGCUACGAGGCUGAGGCAUUGCUGGAUGGACGGCCAGAGGGCACCUUCCUGCUGCGUGACUCAGCCCAAGAGGACUACCUCUUCUCCGUUAGCUUCCGCCGAUACAACCGCUCACUGCACGCCCGCAUCGAGCAGUGGAACCACAACUUCAGCUUUGACGCUCAUGACCCUUGUGUUUUCCACUCUUCCACCGUCACAGGACUGCUGGAGCACUACAAGGACCCCAGCGCCUGCAUGUUUUUUGAACCGCUGCUUACAGCACCUCUCCAUCGGACCUUUCCUUUUGGCCUGCAGCACCUGGCACGAGCCGCCAUCUGCCGCUGGACCACUUACGAUGGUAUAGGCUCUCUGCCUCUUCCCCCUGCCCUGCAGGACUUCCUCAAGGAGUAUCACUAUAAACAGAAAGUACGAGUUCGUUGGUUGGAGAGGGAACCGCCACUCAAGGUCAAAUAGGGUCGGCUUCUCCAUUGCCUGUAUACACACUGCAGGAGGAUUACAGAACUUGAGAAAUUCCUCAUUAGCCAAUUAGAGGCUAAUGACAUGGCUGUCUUUCUGGUGGGGGAUGGAAUUUAAAUGUAACAAGCUAUACAAGAUUCAUUCUAAUCUUUGUUUUAGUUAUUACUUACAUCACAGAAAAUACAUAUGAUUAUAUUCAGUAUAACGCUGUCUGGCAAGCACAUGUUUUUGUGUUGAAUAGGUUGUUUUGACAGGGAGGGAAGGCACAAAUGCUUUGUGUCUUUUCUCUCCUGCUUUGUGCUAAAUGUCUGCCUGAUCCCACGACAUCACCCUGCCUGUAGACCUGCCUGCAUGCCUCCCUUGUUCAUCCCAAAUUGCUAUUUAAGCCCACAUGGCUACAUUGUACAGUUCACUUUGUGCUUUCUCUAUUUUUUUUUUCUUCCUUAGUUUGUCAAAGCACCUAGUGGAGCACCUUCCCAAGAGCGUUUUAAGGUGUGUGUAGUUUUAGAGGGCAUCUGGAGGAGUUAUUGGUAUAUUGCAGUCAGCUUGUCCCAUGGAUAAAGCUACAUAAGGCACAUCCUUUGCCAUCUCUUUGCACGCAUGAGCAUCAGCUAAGCCAGAGACAGGGACAGAUUCUGAGAGGGUCCAUAGGGUUCAGGACAGCACAUCAGGGAAAUGAAGCGCUAUAGUUUAGUCCUUAACCCCCCCUCCCCCAUUAAUUUCUCCUUAAGCAGUAGUGGUGAAUGAUUUAGUGAGCAAGCUAAACUUAUAUUCCCACUGUGGCAUUGCUUUCAAAACAGGAGGGACAGAUUGUAAGAAAAUAUUCUGACAAUUCUUUCCAUUGCUACAGUUGUCAAAGCAGUCCUUUAGUUCUUCAUUGGCCACGGGCACUUCAGCUCUGUGCACACUAUUGUGCAUAUAUGUACACAGUUAAUUUCUUCCUGUAUGAAAUUUAGCUCCUAGAAUAACAUUUGAGCAGUCGGGUGUCUUUAUGGAAUUGUGUUAUAGCUUCAUAGUGUUUACAUCUGCUUCCUUCAGUUUACCAUCUUUUGGUGGCAUCUGGCAUACAGAAACCUUCGACCCUGUGUAUCCUCGUUGGUUAUUUUUCUUCACUAGACACCUGAGGGCACGUGUGACAAGUGGUAGGUGAAGACAAAUGAUGACAAUUCAAAAAUGCCAGUGUCCCUUUAACCGUCACGGUGAGUUGAUCUGCUCGUACUAGUGAGGCGUGUUUGGGAAUGGGCUGUUUGAUAGGAGACCCCAUAUAGUCCAAGAUCAUAAUUGGGGAGGACAGCUAACCUCACAUGAUACUUCAAAGACUCAACAAGAAUCUGCUUGUUAAAAUUGUGAACUACAACUUCCAUGAUUAGAUUGCAGUACCCUUUUCUGCCAUAAUUUAUAUUUCUUUUAUGAAACUUUCUUAAAAUGUGUUGAACUGUUUUUAUGAACUGUGUUAUCAACGGAAAGAGGUGAUGUAGUCUUUUCUUGGGAGUUGAUGUCCCCCACUUUACAACAUAUCACUAAGGUCUCAACCCCAACAAAAAUCCCCUCAUUGCCUGGUUGCAUUUAUAUUCAUAGUUAUAACAUUGAGUGCAGGCAACACUCAACUCUCGAGAGGUUGGCAUAUCUUUAAGAGAUGUAAUCUGAAUGAUUUUAGUUGCGUGACUUGGGACAAAAACACUGCUGGCUAGCCGGUCAUUUCUGUUGUGUUCUCCUUGUGAAGAGAAAAUAAGUGUCACCAGUGUGCCUUUUUAGAGAACCAUUUAUCUUGUUCCAUAAUCAGUUGCUUUGUAGUCGAAACCUGGAGCCAGGAGGUGCUUCAACACAGUCCUCUCGGAUGCCAUCAAAUGAGACUGAAGAAAAUAAUAAUGAAGAGGUGCAUGAGCUCUAAGCUCGCAUACUUAUGGUGCACGUCAAGUUUUUAUAAUGGAUAAACUUUUAGUGGUGCUAUACUGAUUAAGCUAUGACAGAUUAUUGAAAUGUUAAGUUGUACAUUAGUUAUAUCUGUUCUCACUCAAUAAUGCAUGCAUUAGUCUCUCACCACAUUAUGGCCUGUAUGGUAGUAUUAGGUUGUUAGUGGGUCCAAUGCCAGCCCUACUGUAACAUAUUUCAGUGCAAGUUAUCAAUAUCCAGCCCUCACUGUCGGUUCUAGUCUGCAACUUGACGUACAGAUCCUAAUGAGAGGGCAUGAAGGUUAACUCUGAAUAUAUUGCCCAAGUUAGCCAUCAGCAACAGUGUUUAAACUAAUUCAUCAGCAACACUGUUAGUUCUAACUCUUAAUUAGUAGUAAAUACACAUUACCUGGGUCUUUAGGAAUUUAAAUUAGUUGGACCUUUAAUAGAACAUGUGUGCAAAUGACUGUGAGAGGAUGUGAUGGGUGGAGACAAGCAGAGUGGUUCCCUUAAGGCAUUUAGAGAAAACAAUUUCUAACAUAAAUGUAAUUAACUGUAGAUGAAAACCCCCACAGGUAAUGUGUACAACUAUAAUAUUAAAGCUGAAACACACAUGAGAUCAUGAUCACUGGAAAGGUUAAUCUGUUAAGUUCUCAAACUAGUUCAUAUUUUAGUUUGUGUGUAUCAUGUGUCAACCUGCACAUAUGUUAAAGGUUAUUGUAGUUCUCAUCAGUGAGGAUGAAUCAUGAACAAAUGUUGUUUCUUCGCCCCUGAAUAUCUGAGUCUGUGACCAAAGCUCUUGCACACAGCUAUGUGUAAUAACUAGUAGGCUGAAGCUUAAUUAUUAAUGUGCUCAAUGGUGUUUAAAAUUAAGCAAAAUUAUAUUUCAGAUUUACAAACAAGUGAAAGUUGGUUCCAUACUACAGUAUGUUGGACUGCUCUUUUUUUGUUAGUAUAUUCAUAGGGUAGAACCUGGUGCUGUCAAGGUCACACAGAUACCCUGAAAUUCAACACUGAACACCUUCUUCCUGCCAAACCAUUAUCGUAUUUUCACUUAUUUAUCAGGCAAGCAACAAGACAUUUUUUAUGCAGGUGGUAAAAGAUAAUUGGUGUACGUAUAAGGGUUGAUAUUUCUCAUAUCUCACGAACCAAUUUUGACUUUCUCUACUGCAUUGUGAAUUGAUCAGAAUUUACCAAACAUUUUCCACUGCCCUGCACUUUGUUCUCAGAAAGCUUGAAUACCGCAUGUUAAUCACCUAUAUGUGUUUGAGUGCCAGGAGUGCGUGUUAAGUGUGUGUGGGGGGGGAUAAGGUUGACAUAUGAGUUUCUUGUAUGCCCUCUUUUAUAUUUCAGGAUUUUUAACAUCCACACUGUCAAAGAGAAGAAAUGCCUAUCUAUUUGAAAACCCACACACGUCAUACUAUCUUGCUCACUGUCACCUGUCUAUCAUGCUACUGACUAGCAAUAGCAUACCACUCCACACAGUGCCCCACCCCACUUGCAGGCACUAAUCACAGGCUAAUUGUACCAUGUUGGGAUUUAAAUUUACUGGGUACUAAAAGGGCCGCUCUGUGUCGCCUUAUGGCUGCUGUGUGGCUGAGGGAGGCCUUUUUUGUUAUUAUAUCCAACUGCUCGCUCUCCAUCUGGCCACAUCCCUAACAUCGCUGUGCUGAUGUCGAGGUGACUGUGGUGUAGAAUGAACUAAGGCCCGUUUGUCCUACUCUCUACUCUAUCCAACCCUGUUAGGGCAAUGUUAGGCUGAAGUUAACAUUAAGGAGCAGGAGGAGGAGGAGAGAUGGAGCUGUGUCACUGAGAGCGCUGGCUUCCUGUUGUGGCAACGGCGUGCUCACAGAGAGGGCUAGGGAUUUCUUGGAAGUAAAUAGCACUUUAAUUGUGUAUUUGUGUUCUACAGUGCAGUCUAAGUAUUAGGACAGUGACACGUUUUUCGUUGUAUUGGCUCUUUACUCCAGCAUAUUGGAUUUAAAAUGACUAGUUGGGCUUAGUGACAACUUUGCAUCCAUAUUGGGUGAACAAGAUAGGAAUGUUACCGCUUUUUGUACAAAGGCCCCCACUUUUAGAAAUUGUACAACUUUUAACAAACUUAAGUCAUCAUAUUUAGUAUUUGGUUGAACAGCGUUUGCAAUCAGUCACUGCUGAAUUCUGACACAUAUAUGAGCAGCCACUUUGUCUGUGGUAAUGUUCUGUGAAGCCUGUAACUGCUGUCAUGUUUGUUCUUGCUUGUUUUGGUAAUUGUUUGCCUACAGUCUGGUCUUAAGCAAGUGAAACAUCCUCAGUUGGUCUGAGGUCAGGUGACUUGGCCCUCAUCGGUUGCCUUGUCUGUAUGUUAAAGAUCAUCGUUCGCCUACUUUUACUUGAAAUUGGGUGAUUGCAUAUGAAAAGAGCUACGAUUCCCACUCAAUACUCACUCUCAAGCAUACUAAAAGCUGAGAGUUAGCACUUUAACCUUACAGUCUUUGUUUCAUUACCAAUAUGCUGCACUACAGAGUCAAAACACCAGAAAAUUUCCUACUGUCCAAAUAUUUCUGGUCAGCAUUGUUUGUGUUUUUUAGCUCAAGAUGGCGAGACUUGUGUGAGUGUUUAAGAAAAAGCCAGCGGUCCUGGAAUAUUUCACUUAUGUUCAGGCAUUUUAAGCUGUCGAUGGAGUUGUAUUCUCCACCAUGCUGCAGACUCGGUGCAUGCGUGUGUGUGUGUGUGUUGUGUGGGAGAUUAUUAGCGUAUGGACAGAGCCACACGGAGGGUUCCAGUGGAGGGGAUGCAGAGUCGACUGUGAGGGGUGAUGACAGUGACUCCUAUGAACAAUGCCUUUCUGCCCCCGUCCCACCUCCCUUAUUCUCAGGCAGGCCCAUUGCAAGGAGAGUCCCAGGACCCUCUCAACCCAGUUUUCCCCAUGGGAAAUAUCUGACAUUAACCGUAGCACAUGUUUGCCAUAUAACCCGUAGAUUUAGGAGAAAAAAAAACAUUGUAUGUAUGAUGAAUGAUGGAGUUAUGUAAUAGGAGCCUGAAAAGACGUUUUAUUCUUCUGUGGUGCAUUGACUGCCUGGAACACAUACAUUUGCACAUACUUGCUAUCACACUUCUUCUGACACCUGGCACUACCCCAGGUAUUGACACAUCCACAUCCUCCCACCACCCCACCCUAAGCCAGAGAUGUGUAAACAUGGACCACAUUUAGCCAGCACCACCUUUCUGCGUUACUCCUCCCAAAAAAGGGAAAUCAAAGAUGGGUGUUUACGUGUAUAUUAUGUUCUUAAGAAAAACAAAAUACCGUGAAUUGAACUAUUUUGACCUUAUAUUGUCAUUAGUAUGACACUAUUUAGCUGCACUAUGAGAGCCUCGUUUGUGGCAAGAAACCACUGGGUCUGGUCUGGAUGAGAGACAGGCUGGUUGUGUCGCUAGCUGUCCCAUUAAACUACAGCAACGCCCCUGGUUAAAGGACUCCUACCCCCCGCCUCUGUACGACUCAUGGUUUCAGCUCUUAGAGGACAAACAAAAAAAUAUAUAUUUUUAACUUUUUUUUUUCAUGUUCCCAUAUAUAUUUUAGAAAGCUGGGUAAGUGCUAUAUGCAAACAGAAAAGAUGUAUGAAAGAAUUAUUGUUUUUCAUUUACUUCUCCCUAAUAUGCAAUGGUGUGUAGUGUAACAAUGGUUGCAAUCCUCUGUCACUUUAAUGCUGUAUGUGCACAUUGGUUGCUGUGUGGAUGUGGGUGCCGAGGCAACAGGACUUGACAAUGAUGGGAACUAAUGGUUGUCACUCUGCAGCAGCGCCGUGUUCCCAGACUGCCUUAUUCGUUCUGACCAAUCACAAGAGCCCUUUAAAUCCCGGGCCGCAGCCACCGCUACAGGCUGACCAAGCUGUCGUCAGACGAAUAUCGCUGUUCUAUUUUCUUCUGCUUUUCCUCGCUUUUCCUUUCUUUCUUUUUUUUUCUGCUGUCAGGUAGGAUUUGGAGCAUGUAAAUGGCAUAAUCAUGUUCACAUUUCACUGUCUGUUCUGUGUAUCUGCUUCACCAUUCAAAGAGAAAAAGAGUCGUUUUCCAGUAUAACCUGUUCAUUUUUAAGAGCCGUAUGAUGCGACACUUGUAGCUGUCACUCUUGGUGCUUGGCUUAUGCUUCAUUGUCUUAAUAUUCCAAAUAAAACUGUUAAGUGUAAUCCACACUGGCCCAUGAUAUAA
This is a messenger RNA of Siniperca chuatsi (mandarin fish), 8184 nucleotides long. RefSeq names its product suppressor of cytokine signaling 5b (gene socs5b). The record is from RefSeq and is a predicted model, not a curated record. Bases 410 to 2101 code for a protein of 563 amino acids. The transcript has 2 exons. Gene Ontology annotation, molecular function: 1-phosphatidylinositol-3-kinase regulator activity. Gene Ontology annotation, biological process: phosphatidylinositol phosphate biosynthetic process; intracellular signal transduction. NCBI's taxonomy places the organism in Eukaryota, Metazoa, Chordata, Actinopteri, Centrarchiformes, Sinipercidae. Gene Ontology annotation, cellular component: phosphatidylinositol 3-kinase complex.